AUGGAAUCACAAAUUCGGUACAUCGAUGAACUUAUUGCAGGAUUUAAUGGAUCAUGCAAGAUAGAAAGAGUUAACGAAGGUAAUUGUGCUGCUCAGUCAAGUAACACUGAAGAAAGAAAGUUGAUACAGGCGGUGCAGGCGCUGUUGAGAAUCCUAAAUGACCUUAAUCACAACUCUGCAGAUCUAAUAUUUCAAAAAUGUCUUGGUGGGUUGGAUAGGAUCUUGCACCAUAAUCCAUACAUCAUGGCGUUGUCAAUCUCAUCAGAAGAUAGUGGAAAUUUGAUGAUCAUGGAUUUAAUUGAUAAAAUGCUAGGCUUAACUGAAAGGUGCUCCUAUAACAUUCAUAGGAUGUGGUAUAUACGAAGAAAUAUUAUUCGGUGGAUUACUUCCAGUACAAGAUUGUUUGGAUCAGAUUUUAAACGCAUCAUUAAUUUGAAAAUAAAGAAAAUACUAAAUGAGUUAGAGACUAAAUGUAAACUGUUUCUCUUCACACAUCAAAAUGUAGAACCACAAGAAUUCAUAUCUACAUUGACACUAUUGCAUACAAUAUUAUACUGGAUAAGUGCAGAUAGCAAUAAACUUGGUGAUUAUUUCUAUUGGAUACAAGGUUCAUCUUCUCUUAAUGAGUGGGACUUGCAUUUCCAGAAAUAUAUUAGGAUAGCCAUGUAUCUUUUUACCUCGUUUCAAAUAAAAAUCGAUGCAAAUAGUUCUUAUUUUGAAAAAUUUAACCUAUUACAGGCCAACUUUAUUAUGCUGGUUGCUAACUAUCAGACUUCUAGGACGCUCUCUGGCGGCUUCAACUCGAUAGCUAUAUCGAUACAACAUUUAAAGUUUACUUUGGAAGUAAUAAGUGAAUUUAUGAGAAACAGGAGCUUUUUAUCGAAAAACGAAACUUUAAUAACCAAGUCUUUGCUCAAAAUUUACUACCUAAGUGUCUGUAAAGCAUCAUCUAAUAAAAAUGACAUAUUGAGUAUAUUCUUAGAUUACAUUCCAGUCGUUGAAUGUAUAAAUUCAAAACAUCAAUUUAAUGAAAAUUAUGACUCCGAACUAGAGCGUUCUUUAUUACUACUAUACUUUGAUAUGAAACGCAGAUAUGCUGAUCCCGAUGAAUUACAGUUUAUAGAUUCAUUUGAUAUCUGGUCCCACCCAGAUUGUAUAGAUGAAGUCUCUAUUAUUACGCAGCCCAUUAAGAAAAACAGCAAACAAAUUGAGAAACUGCAGAGAAGUAUUUUGAAAUCAUACACUGUAAACAUAAAGCAGAUUCAUUCGUUUCUCUUCAAGGAGUUAAAUAGCUUAGAACCAGGUAUUCUGGACAGAAACGGGGACCAUUAUAAGGCUGUUGUAAAGGAAAUAUCAAUAUCGAUAAAAAGAUCACUUAAAAUAAGAGAUUCCAAAAAAAUUAUAACGUGGCUAAGGGUGCUAUCACGCAUGGCUUGCAUAGAAGACAAGCUUAUCAAUACUAAACAAAACAUCUCAGAGUUUUUUCAUACUACUAAUGAUUUUUGCAAUUAUUGUGAUUCUAUUCAUGAUGGUAAUUUCUUGAACAACAUUGAACCAUCUAGACCACUGGCACAAGAUCAAUCUGAAAUCUUCUCAAUGAUAAACAAGUACUUCAUAUUAAACCCUGAUUUAAAGAAAUUUUCGAUGUCAAUAAAAUGUGGUCUUUUUAUUGUUAUUGAAAGAAUCUUUGCUCAUUUUCAACCAACAGCAUUAAUGAAUGAAAACAACCAAAUUGCUCCACUAUUUUCAUUCAUAGAAGACUCCUUUAUUGAUUCAGAUAGACAUGUUAGAUUACUUAUAUGCAAAAUACUCCCACUGUGGAAUACUAGCAACCAUAACAAUUCUGAAGACGAAAUGAGCAUGCAUCUAAUACAGUUUCUUCAAAAAGUAAAUAGCCCAUUAUUGUUAGAGACUGUUGUUCUUUCUUGGAGUAAAAUAACGUUAACUACUCAUGGUGAUGUUUUCGAUACCCUUCUCCUUAAGUUAAUUGACCUUUUCAAUUCCAAUAAUUUUACAUUGCAUAUUAUGAUGAAGGAGCAAUUAAUUAGGAUGUCCAGUUUAUUAAACAAAACACCUUAUCAGCUACUUUCUCCAGUUCUUCCCAUAAUAUUGAGACAACUUUCAAAAAACCUAAAUGAAAAGAAACUCAGCUUUCAGCGCUUAUGUGAUCUAGUUGGAUACACUGGGAAGGUCAUACUGGAUAUAUUCCAGAAAUACGUCAUACCAUAUGCUACUGUUCAAUACAAGAGCGAUGUAUUUAGUGAAGUUGCUAAAAUUAUGUGUGAUGAUGACACUUCAAUGCUUCUGCAACAGAAACACAAUUUAUUAACUAAAAAUAGUAGACAAAUAUUUGCAGUUGCUUUAGUGAAACAUGGCUUCUUUUCAUUAGACACUAUGGAAACUUUAUUCUUAAAUCGUGUUCCUUCUUAUGAUAGAAGAUACAUCGGGGCAUAUUUGCCAGACUACAAAACGCUUGCAGAAGUCACUAAGCUUUAUAAGAAUAACGAGAUUACAGAUUCAUCGGACAUCGAGAACGAGAAUAUGGUUCUUUGUUCUUUGAGAUAUUUGAUAACUAACUUCGAAAGUGACAAACGGCACGGUACAGAAUACAAAGACAUAAACAAAUGGUCGGAUAAGAAAGAAAAUCAAUUUCAAAAUAAUCUUCAAGAUAAUAUUCUGGGAAUAUUCCAAGUCUUUUCAAGUGAUAUGCAUGAUGUUGAAGGUAAAACUACAUAUUAUGAGAAACUAAGAGUGAUUAACGGUAUUUCGUUUCUUGUAAAGCACGCCUCGAAUAAAUGUAUUAUCUCAGCACUUGCUCAAUUGAGUAUCUGUCUUCAAAGUGGUUUAGAAAUUCCAGAGGUCCGGUAUCUUUCAAUGAGAUGCUGGUUUUUACUUAUUCAAAGACUGAAUGAAGAGGAACUCACAACUGUUAUAGAUGCACCAGUAGCAUUUAUACUCAGGAAAUGGCCAACUUUCAAUAAAAAACUUCAAUUGAAAGCGUUGGAAGUGUUAACAGCUUUAAUCAGGACUAAAAAUAGCCUAUUAAUGAAAAUGAAGCCAUAUAUUAGUAUAUCACUCUUAUCCAAUGAGUCAAUACCUAUUUUGGAUAUUGACACGAACUUUUCAAGACAGGCUGCAAGACUACGAAAUACAAUUGAUUUGGUUCCAAUAUUUGUUAAGAACCUACAGAGUAAUAACAAAUUUGUCAUUGAACAAAACCUCGAUGACAUAAAAUUUCAUCUGAAAAGAAGGCAGGGGGAGCUUCUACAAUAUGACAAAUAUGGUAAUCUACAACUAAAUGCAGUUCCUUCUUUAAUUGGCGCUCUAUUAGAGGUUGCUCAUAAAUAUAGGACUAUUGAUCAUGAGAUCUGCAAGAAAUGUGCCAAGUGUAUUAGUAUGGUUGGUGUUCCAGAUAUUCGAAGAAUUGAUCUGAGAGGUGAUCGAAAGGAAAAAUGGAAGGUAUUUGACUUCAAUGACUACUCAAAAACUACAGAGUUUCUAAUAUGGCUUAUUGAUGACAUCUUAGUCCCCUCUUUUUGGCAAAGUGAGAAUCCGAACAAGCAACUAUUUUUUGCUUUAGUAAUGCAAGAAUCACUAAAAUAUUGUGGUCUGAGCUCUCAAUCAUGGGAUAUAAAUGAACCAGAUAAAUUUCCAGAACAACUUGAACUUUGGAAUAAGUUCAAUUCCAUAUCAAAAACCACAUUAUAUCCACUUUUAUCAUCAUUAUAUCUUGCCCAAUCUUGGAAAGAAUAUGUGCCAAUCAAAUAUCCUUCCUUAAACUUCCGAGAUGGUUAUAAAACCUGGAUAAAAAACUUUACUUUAGAUCUAUUGAAAACUGGGACUACUGAGGAUCAUCCGUUGCACGUAUUCUCUUCAUUGAUAAGGGAAGAUGACGGAUCAUUAUCCAGUUUUUUAUUACCAUAUAUUGCGCAAGAUAUUAUUAUCAAGGCACAAUCAGGAACCGAAUAUGAGUCACUUAUGGAUAAUAUUCUCAUUGAGCUCCAGUCUGUUGUGACAUAUGAAAUUGAUGGUCUUAAUCAUCUUCAAAGAGAUUCUCUGAAGAUGUGCUACGAAGCUGUUUUCUCAAUUUUGGAGUACUGUAAAAAAUGGGCUACAAUGUUCAGACAAGAUUACAAUAAUGCAAAUGGAACGUUCCUAAUUAAAGAAGAUAAAUACUUGAAAAUGUUGAAAAGAAUAGAUUAUUUUAUAAACUCCAUCCCUCUUGAUCUUUUAGCGAAUAAAUCACUAGAAACAAAUGCAUUCGAGAGGUCGGCGCUUUAUCUAGAGGAAUGCUAUAGGCAUAGUGAUAUCCAUGAUAGAAAUUUAAAUAGUACGCUGAAGAGUCUACAAAUGACCUAUGAAGAAAUUGGAGAUAUCGAUUCCAUUGAUGGACUACUUAAAUCUUUCGCCAGCACCAGCUUUGAAACAAAAAUUGAAGAACUGCAAUAUUCUAAUAAGUGGCAAAUGGCUUUAGAAUGUUUUGAUAUUUUGGCUGAUAUUACUAAACAUGAUAGCACAGCACAGAUAAUGACGAAGUCAAUGUUUGAUCAUCAUUUAUACAAAAACGUAAUUCAAACUGUUCCCAAACUUGUUCCAGAUAAUAUUCAAAAACUAAAUGAGAGUAAUACAAAUUUAUUGAUAAGAGCUUUAGAAUCAUCCAUUCUAGAAGGCGAUCUAAAGAGUAUUGAAAAAUGGUCUAGUAAAAUUGAAUUGAUGACAACUAUAAAUGAUCCUGAAUUGACUUUGCAGUAUAAUCUUGGAAAAGCACUCCUUUCAAUUUCUAAAGGUAAUCACAUCAAGGCAGGGCAAUUCUUAGACAACUGUUAUCAAAUUACUGGAAUUCAAUAUACUUCGACAUCUAACUCAACCACUCUGUUGAAGACACAAUCCUUACUGACUAAACUACACGGGCUACAUGAUUUAAAUAUGUUAAAUUUCAGUAAAGACGACUUUGAACUGCAAUCAAAUAUGCAGCUAUUAGAUUUAAGGAGAGGAAAAGUGGGUCCUGAUUUUGAUCCGAAUUAUUAUAUCCUAUCUAUCAGGAAGACUUUUGAUAAAAUACACAAAAAUCCUAUAACCAAAACUGAUCUUGUAGAUACUUACUUUGCUAUAGCACAAGAAGCCAGAGUAAAUUCGAGAUUAGAUAUUGCAUCAAAAGCCUUAAUAUUUUGUCUCGAAAAGGGUCAUCCUUAUUCUGAACUUGAGUUUGCAGAAAUUUUAUGGAAAGAUGGGGAGAAUGACCGAGCUCUAAAAUUAGUUCGUGAAAUUAAUCAGAAGAACGAGAAAUCUAGCUCUGUUUCUGUUAGGAAUAAGGCAGAAGUUCUAUUGAAGUACACUGAGUGGCUAGACAUAUCAAAUAAUUCUGCCUCUGAACAAAUUAUAACACAAUACAAGAACAUCUUUGCUCUUGAGCCUGAAUGGGAGCAACCGUACUAUUCAAUUGGUUUAUAUUUUAGUCGGUUGUUGGAACGCCGGAAAGCAGAAGGAUAUGUAUCUGAUGGUAAAUUAGAAUUCAAAUCCAUUUCAUAUUUUUUGCUGGCUUUUGAAAAGAAUACUGUCAAAGUGCGAGAAAACCUUCCUAAAGUAAUAACAUUCUGGCUAGAUACAGCUGCUGCUGUUAUCACUGAAACAUCCCCAAACAGGAAUACUAUACUAAAGAAAGUAACAACUGACAUUUGUAAACAAAUUGAAACAGCUAUUAGAAAUUGUCCAACGUACAUAUGGUAUUCGGUUCUUACACAAUUGCUUUCCCGUUUAUUACAUCCUCACUUAUCAUCUGCUAAAUUAAUAAUGCACAUUCUUCUAAGUCUAGCCGUUGAAUACCCUUCACAUAUUUUAUGGCACAUAUCUGUAUUGUGUCAAUCUAACUCUUCUAAACGGGUUAAAUGUGGUCAAGAUAUUUUAGAAAAAUUUAGAGCACAUUCAGACAAUCAGGAAGACAUUAUAAACUCCUCAAUUUAUCUGACUUCCUCGUUAACUAGAAUCUGUUUACAGGAAGUAAAGUCAUCGAGUAGUAGAUCUGGCCGUUCAUUAGUUAGCGAUUUUAAGUUCGAUGUUAAUAUUGCUCCUACACCAAUGACUGUUCCUGUAAGAAAGAACCUAGAGAUGAUAUCUCCACUUUCUGCAGAGACUAUGAAAUCUUAUCAACCCUUUCGACCAACCGUCUCUAUCGCAAAAUUUGCUUCAUCAUACAAGAUAUUUUCUUCACUGAAAAAACCCAAAAAAAUUACUAUUAUUGGAUCGGAUGGUAUGCUCUAUGAAAUUAUGUGCAAAAAAGAAGAUGUUAGACAAGAUAACCAAUAUAUGCAGUUUGCAGCCACAAUGGAUUUCUUGCUAAGCAAAGAUUUAGACUCCUCUAAGAGAGACCUAGGAAUUACCGUUUACUCAGUGCUAUCGUUGAGAGAAGAUUGUGGUCUGCUUGAGAUUGUUCCUGAUGUUGUUACGCUGAGGUCAAUAUUUACCACAAAGUAUGAGAGUAAAAAGAUUAAGUAUAGCAUGAAAGCCCUGUAUGAAAAAUGGCAAGGGCUUGCGGACGAACUAAAGCCCGUUUUCUUCAAUGAGCAAACAAAAAAAUUCUCACCUGUGUUACAUGAAUGGUUUUUGGAAAAUUUCCCAGAUCCAAUCAAUUGGUAUAGAGCAAGAAAUUUGUAUUCUCGAUCAUAUGCUGUUAUGGCAAUGGUUGGUUAUAUACUAGGACUUGGUGACAGACAUUGUGAAAAUAUUCUGCUGGAUAUUAAAACAGGUAAGGUUUUACAUGUCGAUUUUGAUUGUCUCUUUGAGAAAGGUGAAAACCUACCUGUUCCUGAAAUUGUACCCUUCAGACUGACUCAAAAUUUACAAGAUGCACUUGGGAUUCUGGGAACUGAAGGAACUUUCAAGAAGUCCUCUGAAGUAACUCUUUCUUUAAUGAGACAAAACGAAGUUGCUCUAAUGAACAUUAUUGAAACUAUUAUGUAUGACAGAAACAUGGAUCACUCAAUUCAAAAGGCUCUUAGAAAACUGAGAAAUAAAAUUCGAGGCAUCGAUCCGCGCGAUGGAUUGCUGUUGAGUGUCUCGGGCCAAGCUGAGACAUUGAUCCAAGAAGCUACUUCAACCGAGAACCUCUCCAAAAUGUAUAUCGGAUGGUUACCGUUUUGGUGA
Nakaseomyces glabratus is the source of this 7140-nucleotide messenger RNA. It is a transcript of the gene MEC1, whose product is annotated as protein kinase MEC1. Lineage: Eukaryota; Fungi; Ascomycota; Saccharomycetes; Saccharomycetales; Saccharomycetaceae. Gene Ontology annotation, cellular component: nucleus. Gene Ontology annotation, molecular function: protein binding; protein serine/threonine kinase activity. Gene Ontology annotation, biological process: protein phosphorylation; DNA damage checkpoint signaling; telomere maintenance. The record is from RefSeq and is a predicted model, not a curated record.